AAGUGUGCGGAAGGAAAACCACGUGAAUGAACAACGGAGGCUACAACAACAUAACGAGUAGCAUUUUAUCAUCGGCGCCAUGGUAAACUAGACUGUUAUAACGCUGUUGAUGUGUCAUUCAAAUAUGACACGAGUUUAUUAGCUGGCUAGUUAUCCAUCAAUGUGCAGGUUGCCUGCAAGUGGCCUUGUAUUUGCUGCAAAGAGGAGAUACACAAACGAACCAUUUUUUUGUUGUGUGUGUGAAGUAUUUAGGAAUGGUCUAACCACCAGACACCAUGUUGAGUCGUCUACAGGAGCUGAAGAAGGAGGAGGAGACCCUCCUGAAGAUUAAAGUUAUGCUGCAGGACCAGCUCAACAGACUCAAGUUUGAAGAAGGGGCCCUAAAGUCCAUCAUCAACGGUCAGACAGACGAAGGUCCUUCACAACCUGCCAGUCCUCCUGAGGUUCCUCUGAACCUGGAUGACGAAGCAGUGAUCAACCAGACCAAACUGCUGCUGAGUGGUCCUGUAGACUACCACAUAGAAGAGGAAGAGGAGGAGGAAGAUGAGGAGGAGGAGGACGACGACGAAGACGACGACAACAAUGAGCUUGAAGCAGUGCCUGAGGAAGACGAAGAGGACGACGAUUAUUACUGAGUGGACCUGUCCCAAAUGGCACCCUGUUCCCAAUGUAGUGCACUGGGCUUGAGCAGGGACCUGGACAAAUGUAGUGCACUACAUAGGUAAUAGGAUGUGAUUUGGGACGUUGCCAGUGUAUUGACCUCUUAAAGAGGAGAUGUGUGUGUAUAUAAUAUCACAGACUGUUUUUUUGUUUUGCAUCCUGUACUUCUGAAGUUAUUUAUUAUUAUUAUUAUUAUUAUUAGUUAAACUACUAACUUGCAGUGGGUAAAUAAAAUGUAGCCUGAGUGCUA
This is a messenger RNA of Oncorhynchus keta (chum salmon), 910 nucleotides long. It is a transcript of the gene snapc5, whose product is annotated as small nuclear RNA activating complex, polypeptide 5. The transcript is spliced from 4 exons. Gene Ontology annotation, biological process: transcription initiation at RNA polymerase III promoter; transcription by RNA polymerase II. The coding region runs from base 276 to 635 and encodes 119 amino acids. Gene Ontology annotation, cellular component: nucleus. The record is from RefSeq and is a predicted model, not a curated record. Lineage: Eukaryota; Metazoa; Chordata; Actinopteri; Salmoniformes; Salmonidae.